Messenger RNA from Uncinocarpus reesii 1704, 2133 nucleotides. RefSeq lists its product as uncharacterized. Gene Ontology annotation, biological process: peroxisome organization; fatty acid beta-oxidation; long-chain fatty acid import into peroxisome. Lineage: Eukaryota; Fungi; Ascomycota; Eurotiomycetes; Onygenales; Onygenaceae. The coding region runs from base 1 to 2133 and encodes 710 amino acids. The transcript is spliced from 4 exons. The record is from RefSeq and is a predicted model, not a curated record. Gene Ontology annotation, cellular component: peroxisomal membrane. Gene Ontology annotation, molecular function: long-chain fatty acid transmembrane transporter activity; ATP hydrolysis activity; ATP binding.
AUGGUCUUGCAGUCCAAACCCGUCCUCGCCGAGCGCGCAAUUAGACGCUUAUUCUCUCAACUCACCAGCAAAUAUCUUCAACAUCGAAAGUCGAUAUCUCGUGGAGUCUACUUAACUCUGUUUCUCGCCCUCAUCAAACGUAUACAUAAUGCUAUCUCGGAGCAAAGGGCUUCUCAGCAGGUGGACAUCCGGGGGCGGCCCGGUACAAAGAGCUUUGAAAGAAACAAUAUUAACGAUCAAGAAAGUGCGCCUAGAAAGAAGAUCGGGCUAAAUAGGGAGUUUUUGAGAAAUCUAGUGCGACUACUUCGAAUUGUGAUUCCUGGUUGGAAAACCAAAGAGUUCAGGCUGCUUCUCAGUCAUUCCGUUUUCCUCGUCCUCCGUACUCUCCUGAGCUUGUACGUUGCUGAGCUUGAUGGAAAACUCGUUAGCAGUCUGGUUAGGGGGAAGGGACGAGAGUUCCUACUGGGCCUGUUUUGGUGGAUGACGGUGGCGGUCCCCGCAACAUUCACCAAUUCUAUGCUAUCAUACCACCAGUGCCAGCUUGCCCUCCAAUUCAGGAAGCGUUUGACCGACUAUGUACAGAAUCAAUACCUGGAGAACAUGACUUUCUAUACGAUAUCUGCGCUUGACGAUCGAAUAAAGAAUCCCGAUCAGCUCGUCACGGUUGAUGUUGCACGUUUUUCUAACAGCCUUGCGGAGCUAUACUCGAAUUUAGCGAAACCGAUUCUCGACAUGGCUAUAUAUAAUUAUUCUCUUUCCAAAAGCGUCGGUGGAGAAGGCCUUUUUAUCAUGUCGCUUCUGGUCCAGUUAUCCGCAAACGUUAUGAGAGCUCUGACGCCGCCGUUUGGCAAAUAUGUUGCCGAUGAAGCUAAGCUGGAGGGAGAAUUUCGCUUCCAACACACUCGACUAAUCGAUUAUAGCGAAGAAAUUGCCUUGUACCAUGGCCAUGAGUCGGAAAAAGACACUUUAGACAAGGGAUAUUUUACAUUGAUAAAGCAUGUUAACCGAAUUUUGCGGAGGAGAUUGUAUCACGGGUUUAUGGAGGAUUUCGUGAUUAAAUAUUUCUGGGGGGCUUUGGGGUUGGUACUCUGCAGCGUUCCCGUUUUUUUUAAGAUACCUGACCAAGUUUCAUCUACAAUGGGCGAUCGUACUGAAAGUUUCGUCACCAAUCGGCGAAUGCUACUUUCAUCUUCUGAUGCCUUUGGCCGCGUGAUGUUUUCCUACAAAGAGAUUUCUCAAUUAGCAGGCCACACUGCCCGUGUUACCUCCCUUCUCGAAGUUAUGGACGAUAUAUCAAACGGCAGGUUUGAAAAGAAGCUAGUUUCUUCGGCAGCCACUGAGGGUCAUGCGGCAGUUCUAAGCAAGCGGGGUACAAUAUCCGAGAGCGAUUCCAUUGAAUUCACGGAUGUCCCCAUCAUUUCGCCAAAUGGUGACAUUCUCGUCGAGCAGCUGUCUUUUACGGUCCACUCGGGCGAACAUCUCCUUAUCGUGGGGCCAAAUGGAUGUGGCAAAUCAUCAUUGUUCCGGAUCCUCGGUGGUUUAUGGCCUGUAUAUGGAGGAACUGUGAAAAAGCCUGCAUUUGACCAGAUUUUCUAUAUACCUCAACGCCCCUAUCUGUCACGUGGCACCCUGCGUCAACAGGUUAUUUACCCAGAUGGCGUGAAAGAAAUGCAUGACAAAGGGGUUACCGAUUCGGACCUUUAUGACAUUUUGUCCAUCCUUGAAGUUUCGUCUAUAGUUGAUAGACCCGGCGGUUGGGACGCGGAGGAGGAAUGGCGUGAUGUCCUCUCGGGUGGGCUGCAGCAGCGAAUUGCCAUGGCUCGAUUAUUCUAUCAUAAACCGAAGUACGCGAUCCUAGAUGAGUGCACCUCGUCCGUCACGCUUGAGAUUGAGAAGGUCAUGUAUGAGACCGCAAAACGGCUGGGAGUUACUUUGAUGACUGUAUCCCAUCGACGGAGCUUAUGGAAAUAUCACAAGAACAUUUUGCAAUUUGAUGGGCAGGGGCACUAUGUUUUUACUGGCCUGGAUUGGGAAAAAAGGCUGAAGCUUGAGAAUGAAAAAGAGGAAAUUGAUCUCGAGCUACGCGCGGUCCCAGAGAUUGAAAAACGAAUUGCAGAGCUCACCACGGCAUAA